UUUCGCAGGGGGAAUACACCUCCCAGAAGCCACCUCGCUUCGUACGUGUUUCGUCGACUCGAGCCGCAGACACCCACUCGUGCUUUUGCUGUGUUGCUAAUGUGACUCUUUUAAUAAUACAGCAGUCAUUUGAGGCGAUAGCGACCUUAAACUGACGCAGUUUUUGCUGGGAAUUGCGCCUUUUUGCAAGGGGAUACGCGGUUAGAAAUGUGCAAGCCGGGAUAAGCUAGGAUAAGUAUGUUAUUGGUGGAAAUGUCGUGGCUACAAUAUGUCUGAUAAGUUGAUGAGUUGGAAAGGUGUGACAGUCACUGUCAGUACCAACUGUUGUGACCUGCAGUAUUGAGGGAUUAUACCUGGUGACCAGUGUUGUUAUAACAGCGCUAAAUGUAGGUAUUUGUCCCAGAUAGCAAAGCUACACAUCAUCUAGCCAUCACUCAUUAACUACCUUUUUUUACUAUAUGAUAAGGCAGUGUUACCAUAAUACUAGACCCACCUGUCUUCCACGGGAGUCUGGUCAUCCCAUCACAGAUUGUAUGUCCUAAUGGCAAAGGAAGAAUGCAUUUCACAAAGGAACAGAACAGCAGGGGACACUUCAACACUGCGAAACAGGAAAAUCUUCCCCAGCUCAGAAAAGACCCCCUCCACCCCGCUGUCAAAAGACACACACAGUCAGCCUGCAGGACACCACUCAGAAGAUGACGCCCGGUCGUCGAAUGGGACACCUGCUCAGUGCUCAGCCAGAGGAAACCACAGCGAUGAGCCUCCGAGCAGGGUGCUGCUGAUGUUGGUGGUGGGGCUGGCCUUCUCUACUCGCCUCUACAAGAUCGCAGAUCCCCCUCAUGUGUGCUGGGACGAGACGCACUUUGGGAAGAUGGGAAGCUACUACAUCAACAGGACCUUCUUUUUCGAUGUCCAUCCUCCUCUUGGAAAAAUGCUGAUCGGUCUCGCUGGUUACAUGACCGGUUAUGAUGGCACCUUUCCCUUCGGAAAGCCGGGAGAUAAAUAUGAGCACCACAACUACUGGGGGAUGAGAGGGUUUUGUGCCAUGUUGGGCUCCUGUCUCCCAGUCUUUGCCUACCUCAUAGUGCUGGAGUUGUCUCAGUCUCACACCGCAGCUCUCAUCACUGCCACCCUGCUUAUAUUUGACACCGGCUCGAUCACAAUUUCCCAGUACAUCCUGUUAGACCCCAUACUCAUGUUCUUCAUCAUGGCAGCAGUGCUCAGCAUGGUCAAGUUCAACCAGCAGAGAUACAGGCCUUUUUCUGCCUCCUGGUGGCUGUGGAUGGUACUGACUGGUGUCAGCCUUGCUGGAGCGUUGGGUGUGAAGUUUGUCGGUCUGUUUGUCAUCCUGUUGGUGGGACUGAACACAGUCUGGGACCUCUGGAGACUUUUGGGAGACCUCAGUCUGUCACUGGUGGACAUCGCAAAGCACCUCCUGGCUCGGGUUAUUGGACUCAUCCUGCUUCCACUCCUCCUCUACAUUACAAUAUUCGCAAUCCACUUUGUAGUGUUGAACAAAAGCGGACCAGGAGAUGGUUUCUUCAGUUCAGCCUUUCAGUCCCGUCUAAUUGGAAAUAACCUGCACAAUGCAUCCAUGCCUGAGUACCUGGCGUAUGGCUCCACCAUCACAGUGAAAAACCUCCGUAUUGCUGGAGGCUAUUUGCACUCUCACUGGCACUUGUACCCAGAAGGAGUGGGAGCAAAACAGCAACAGGUUACAGCCUAUCUUCAUAAGGACUACAACAACUUGUGGCUUGUACACAGACACGGUGAUAAUGAAUCUCAAUCGGGGACACCUGAUCUGGUUCGACAUGGUGACAUCAUUCGACUGGAGCACAAAGAAACAACCCGCAACCUUCACACUCACCUCCAUGAGGCUCCUCUGACCAAGAAACACUUUCAGGUUACAGGCUAUGGCAUUAAUGGCACAGGUGACAUCAAUGACCUGUGGCAGGUGGAGGUGUGUGGAGGGCGGAAGGGUGACCUGGUGAAGGUGCUACGUAGCAAAGUCCGCUUUUUGCACCGAGCAACCGGAUGUGUGCUUUACUCCUCCGGCAAGACACUCCCUAAAUGGGGCUGGGAACAGGUGGAGGUGACCUGUAGCCCCUACUUGAAGGAGUCUCCGAGCUCUCAGUGGAACAUCGAAGAUCACAUCAAUCCCAAGUUACCCAAUAUAAGUUUGUCUGUGCUGAAACCCCAUUUUCUGGAGAUCUUACUGGAGUCCCACAUCGUUAUGAUAAGAGGUAACAGUGGCUUGAAACCCAAAGACAAUGAGAUGAACUCAAAACCCUGGCAUUGGCCCAUCAACUAUCAGGGACUGAGGUUUUCUGGAGUGAAUGACACAGAUUAUCGUGUUUAUCUGCUGGGGAACCCUGUGGUCUGGUGGAUAAACCUUACGAGUUUGGGAUUGUAUGUAAUCAUGGUGGCGGUGGCUUCUAUAGCACUACAAAGAGGUUUCUCAUUGGGACAGAAAAGAAUAGAGGAUUCUCAUGUGCUCAUGAGAGAAGGAGGACUGCUGCUCCUCGGCUGGCUGCUGCACUAUGCACCUUUCUACACCAUGGGCCGUGUGCUCUACUACCACCACUACUUCCCUGCGAUGCUCUUCAACAGCAUGCUAACAGGUAUCACAUUAGAUGUUCUGUUGAAAAGCGCUGACUUGCUUCUGCGCCGACCGUAUUCAGAUUGGCUGCAGAAAGUCGGUCUGAUGGUACUUCUGUUCAGUAUUCUUUACAGUUUCUACUUGUUCCAUCCUCUCUCCUACGGCAUGACGGGUCCUCUGGCACACGAGGUGGGCAGCGCCAUGGCUGGCCUGAAGUGGAUGGACUCCUGGGAGUUCUAGUCACAUUGGCACCAAGAGGAAACAUAGAUUGUGAUGUGAGUUGAAGGGAGUUUAAUCAAACAUGUGUCUCACAGACUUACGGUCUUCGAGUGUUUACACAAAAAAAAAAAAAAAAAAAUUAUAAGGUAUGGACUGUCCACAUUAGUAUAGAGUCUCCACGUGUCCAGGUUUUUAUGUCUCAACAUUUCAAGUGUCAGAGUCUAUAAAGUGUAAAGAAUGUUUUACAAGACAGACAUGAACCAGUGCAAUAUGAAAGCCAGAGUGUUGUGGAGUUUUUGAAAAUAAAGAUCUAGACACUAAUCGUCACCAAGCUGCCUUAACUCACAGCACAUCUCACACCCUGGACUUAAAUGUGUAUAUGUGUGUACUGUAUGUCACGAUGACGACGAUGAAGUGCCUGAAAGGAGCCGCUGAAAAUAAAUCUGAAACGUUUAAAUGCUGCAUCAUGUUACGUAGGUUUAGAGUUCUCAGAGACAGUAUUUUUUUGUUUGAGAGUGUCUUGAUCUUAGUGCCCGGUAUUUUUGUAUUAGUGCUGUCUGACUACUACUGACUCUCAGUGUCAUACGUUUGUUUCACUAUGAUCAAUAAACUAUGAUAUUCUUGUA
Messenger RNA from Acanthopagrus latus (yellowfin seabream), 3444 nucleotides. It is a transcript of the gene pomt2, whose product is annotated as protein-O-mannosyltransferase 2. NCBI's taxonomy places the organism in Eukaryota, Metazoa, Chordata, Actinopteri, Spariformes, Sparidae. Gene Ontology annotation, biological process: protein O-linked glycosylation via mannose. Gene Ontology annotation, molecular function: dolichyl-phosphate-mannose-protein mannosyltransferase activity. The coding region runs from base 542 to 2839 and encodes 765 amino acids. Gene Ontology annotation, cellular component: membrane; endoplasmic reticulum. The transcript has 21 exons. The record is from RefSeq and is a predicted model, not a curated record.